Messenger RNA from Solenopsis invicta (red fire ant), 3788 nucleotides. RefSeq names its product probable serine/threonine-protein kinase DDB_G0278901. Lineage: Eukaryota; Metazoa; Arthropoda; Insecta; Hymenoptera; Formicidae. Gene Ontology annotation, cellular component: nucleus. Gene Ontology annotation, biological process: protein phosphorylation; positive regulation of apoptotic process; intracellular signal transduction. The transcript is spliced from 8 exons. Gene Ontology annotation, molecular function: protein serine/threonine kinase activity; ATP binding. The coding region runs from base 28 to 3729 and encodes 1233 amino acids. The record is from RefSeq and is a predicted model, not a curated record.
CGAUACCAAGUCCGCGAUCCAGCUGCCAUGAUCUAUCAUCAGUCGAAUCAUCAAGCGCCUACGAUGUCGUCCAUCAGAAAGACAUCGCCCGGAUCGCAACGUCGUAGUUUGCAAGCGUCCUCGGCAAAAUGCGCGAAGACGAAGCGGACGAACGAUCGGGCGGUCAACGAGGAGAGAUGUAGAGGAAGGUGCAGAGUGCAGUGGAGCGAGAAGCACGUGAAGGAAGGCUUGGUCCUUGUCCAGGAGGCGCAGCUCGCCAGGGUGGUCAAGACGGGACCCAUUACAGAGCACUACGAAAUCGAUCCAAAACCGUUCGCGAGCGGUCAGUGGGCGAGAGUCUAUCGCUGUAGAUCGCGAGCGACCGGUAUACUUUAUGCGGCCAAGUACUCGUCCAGGAAUCGAUUCAACGCUGAUUGUAGCGCGGAACUGAGACACGAAAUCGCUCUAUUGUCUCUGUGCUCGCAAUCGCCACGUGUCGUUAGACUGCACGAUGUCUACGAGACGCCGAAGGAAAUCAUCUUAGUCAUGGAAUACGCGCCCGGAGGCGAUCUGCAGACGCUCAUCGAUGGCGAUUUGGUGCCCCUCGAAGGUGACGUCGUACACUUUGUGCGGCAACUAGUGGAAGGACUUGCCUACCUCCACGAGAGAAAUAUCGCCCAUUUGGACAUCAAGCCUCAAAAUUUGGUCAUGAUGGGUUCCUUUCCUGACUGUGACGUUAAGUUGUGCGACUUUGAAAUCUCGAGAGUGAUCCUCGAAGGCACCGAGGUCCGGGAGAUUCUUGGCACGCCGGAUUACGUCGCGCCUGAAAUACUGCAUUAUGAACCAAUCACGCUGGCAGCCGAUAUGUGGUCGCUCGGUGUCACAACCUACGUAUUACUGACGGGCUUCUCGCCCUUCGGUGGCGAGACUGAUCAGGAAACCUUCCAGAACAUAUCCUUGGGAGAAGUGGACUUCCCCGAGGAGCUAUUCGAAGAUGUCUCGGCGCAGGCAAAAGAUUUCGUUGCGCAGCUUUUGGUGCUAGAUCCGAGUGCACGGAUGACUGCGAAACAAUGCCUGCGCCACGAUUGGCUGCGGGGCGCUCCAACACAGGCGUCGCCGCAUCUACGAAGGUACCUGUCAAAGUCACGGGAGGUUCUUUUAGAACGCGUGGUCAGUCGCGAAAACCUAAGGAGAGCCGCGUUGAUAAGUCAGACGACCAGCCAGGCAAGUCUCUGCCAUGGGGACGUCCAAAGUGAUCAAAACUAUCAGCAACAUCGUCAACAGGGUUUACAAGACUGCAUGCUCAGUCAAAGCGAAAUGUGCCUGAGCUAUCAUCUAACUGGAAGUCGUUCGAGUUUGGCGGGUAGCGAGGGAUUUGCCAGUCCGGCGGAUUCUCAGGCCAGUCUGAACUCCUCCAGGACUAGCCUAAGCUGCAUGAGCCAGAGCUGUCUGUUGAACCAAGAACAGACGCAAGGUCUACUGAAUAAAGCUCAAAGCCGAUCCCAAGCUAAUUUGAAUCAGGGCUUGAGCCGCGGUAUACUGUCGAGAAUACGUAGUUUGAAUCGCGUUCAAUCUCAGGUGUGUUUGCUAAACGGAUCUACGGCAAUCAGUUGCGAGCGAGCCGGUGCCGUUGCUACGAUGAACUCUGUAAUUAGCAAGUCCCGCGAAAAACUGUACGGCUUGAGGUCCUUGUCGAAGUCUCAGGGUGUCUUAGAUAUCUAUAGAAGUCUGGAAUGCUUAAAGCGGAGAAGAAAGAGUUAUCAGCGCGCGAAAACCGAGGAUAUGUUACCGAUUUUCAAGCAACUCGAUGCCGAGAUCGCGUGUUCUAGGCUUACACCAUCAAGCGACGAUCGUUUGAUCGUUAAUGUAAAAUCAGAGAUUGAUUUAAUAUCCAAUAAGAUCGAGCGGAAAAUUGACCAAGGUGUGCCAAUUGUUUCAUCAACAGACGCAAAGACGCCGUGUGAUUUCAAUAACGAUGAUCGGAAUUGCUCGUCUGUCGAAUCGAAUAACUCACAAUGCGUAGUGAAGAACGGGGAACCGCCACUGACUCCGAAGAAAUCCUCGCAAUCCGAGGAGAAUCUAGAUUCUCUCAAAUCCGUCGAAUCGGAUACUCUAACGGAGGAUUCUGACGAGAUGCCGUUGUGCCGCAAUGCGGUGCCCGCCAAUGCAGACAAACGUCCCUGCGAACGUCAACAUUCCGACGUGUCCAGCCGUUCCAACAACUCUGACGACAAAGAAGAUCGCUCGACAGAGUCCGAGAAUGAGGAACCAAAGUAUACGGUAGCGCAGCUAGUUUCCGCUUUCAACAAGCACCAGGAGGUUGCUUCGAGAACAAGCCUGAAAGCAAUCAUGUGCGAAAGACGAAUCAACGAGAUGACGUUUCCGACUGGCACGAAGGCAUUGCGUCUCUUUAUUCCAGACAUCAAUAUUACCGAGAGCAAGAUCGUCAGACGAAAGACGAGUUAUAAGCCGCGAAAGAAUUGGGAAGAACUCAGAAAACGUAACGAGAAAAAUGAAGGCGUCUUGAAGAGUCUCGAUUCUGGUAACGAGGACGACGACAAUGAGGACGAAAUUCGGAACAAUAUAAAAGACAAUCAAGCGAAAAAUAAAAGGGAUUCCGCGGGAAAUGUUGAGGAAAGUGUUGCCGAUGUCUCGCAAAGCUUAAUGAUUCAGGAGGAAGACAUGAGCCUAUCCUUGGAUCGAUGGUCGCUCUUGCGAUCUGAGGAGAACAAUGAACAAAGUAUCUUUAUCGAUAACACGGGUACUCAAAAUAGUCUCGAUAUUACGAUAGACGAGAAAUACAAACAAUGUGUGAAAGGUGCUAUGUCUAACAAAGUGGAAGUGCUUGAGGACAAAAAUGAGGAAAAACAUCUAAAGCAGCUAGAAGUGCAACCGAGGAUUACCAUUUCGAUACGACAGAAGGAGAGAUUACCUAAUUACAUAUAUCCAGACAUAAUUGUCGCAGUCAAAGACGACAAUUUUGAAGCGCCCAAAAAAACUGUUGCCGCGACGGAUUUUCGUAAUGGAAAAUCUGGGCCUAAAAUAUCUAUGGUCGAACGAACCAAGCAGAGUUUUAGUGUUGACUCCGUAAAUCCGAACGUAAAUCUUAAGGAUAUUCUGCAACGGGUAGACAAUUCCCAAAAUACUUCUAAAGAAAAUCUUGAAAAUUUGAGAAAAAGGACAUCGAUUGCGAAGAUUAUUUUAAAUGACAAUCUCAUCCAUGACAAUCAAGCAGGAUUGGUUACUCAACCCUACAAUCAAGAUAGUAGCCCUAGCGGAUGCAGGACAAAUCCUCGCGCAAAAAACGAACUGCCCUCAAACGAUAAUCAGUCCGAGGAGUCAAUAAAGUUAAUAGUGUCGCCGUCUUUCAUCCGAUCUUCCUCCUUGUCCAGCGACAGCAGCUGUCCCACACCGUCCACCGUGCAAUCCGACGUGAACGUAUCAUGGGAGGAUGUCCAAGUUGCUACGGGCUCCACUACGUCUCUGGAGAAGGAGGACGUUUGCAGAGUCGCAAAAAAGAGCGACGUCCAGCGAACGUGUAGCGAAGGGAGAAACAAGCAGUGUGCACCGGAAGACCGAAAGAUCUGGGGGCGGAUUUGUACCGGCUCGUACACCAGAGCCAUGGAAAAGUUUAGUGGUAAGAAUAUAGACGCUGCGAAGAAGUCGCUAGGUUCAACUAUUCUCACGCAACAAUCAGAAAAGAUUAGACGAAAGAGCAGCCCUGCAAUGCCGCAGUGUAUAAAUCCAUAAAAAUCUUAAUCCUUAGACGAUUCCAUCAGAAAUAUGUACGCAAUACAUUUUGAAUGAAA